This is a messenger RNA of Nannizzia gypsea CBS 118893, 501 nucleotides long. RefSeq lists its product as hypothetical. The record is from RefSeq and is a predicted model, not a curated record. Gene Ontology annotation, cellular component: mitochondrial matrix. The transcript has a single exon. Gene Ontology annotation, biological process: mitochondrial respiratory chain complex IV assembly. NCBI's taxonomy places the organism in Eukaryota, Fungi, Ascomycota, Eurotiomycetes, Onygenales, Arthrodermataceae. The coding region runs from base 1 to 501 and encodes 166 amino acids.
AUGUCGUCACACCUCCAUCCGCGGUCGCGGUCGACCAUGUCCCUCUUCACAGCAACGCUCCUCGCAUCUCUUCUAAUAGUCGGCGUACCACACGUCUUUCCAUGCCCCGCGCCACGACGAGCAUUGGCCGAUUCAGAGAUCAUAGUGACCGCAGAUGGACAGCAGAUAAGGCGGAAGAGAAGACGGAAAGAUCCCAUUCCUGCCGGCGACGAGGCGUCAUCACCGUCAGAUCAAUUGGCUGGGCAGUCGUUGCUCGGUUCUACAACCACGAACAUCAUAAGUCAGACACCCACAGUUGGGCAGGAACUACGAGAACAAGCGGCGCAGUUCAGGUAUAUGGAAGCUGAGGCGAAAGAACUUGAGAAAACUGCGCGGGAGUGUCCAGUACCAAAGCCAAAGGGUAUCCUGGGCCAACUUCUCGGAUUCGGUGCGGAUAAAAGUGAUGAAUUGAAGGCAGAGUCUCCCAAUACCGAUAUCCAAUGGAAGAGAAACACAGAAUGA